AUGGAAAAAUUUAAUAAAAAACGUGAAUCAGAGUUGGAAAACCUUUUUUCCAAAAAAUAUAAGGUUACAAAUGAAAUGUCAACACCUUUCUUCAACGAAAAAGAUACUGAGAUAUACUAUAAGCAUCAUGAUCAUUCAUACGCCGAAAAUAUAAUAAUUGACCACGCCAACAGUAUAGCAAUUGACUUUGUUAAUGAUGAUUGUCUAGCUGAAAUAUUCACGUAUGUGCCAGCAUGUGAAAGACCUAAAAUUGCAUUGGUAUGUCAAAAAUGGAAAAGAGCUCUUGAUUAUUCUUGGAGUAAUGUCAGAAAACUUCAAAUAACUCACUGGGAAUGUGCUGAGUAUCCAAAUUGUUUGAAGAAAUUUACAACACCCGAUGGAAAAUUAAGCUUUUUAAAAUCAUUGCUUUAUAAAUGUGGCCGUUAUUUAUCACAAUUAGAUUUGACAGCUUAUGGUCGUAGUGAUAUAGUACAUCAUUUUCACGUCUGUCUAAGCUCAAAGUACUAG
Molecule: messenger RNA, 507 nt
Organism: Aphidius gifuensis
Lineage: Eukaryota; Metazoa; Arthropoda; Insecta; Hymenoptera; Braconidae
Exons: 4
Coding region: 1-507 (168 amino acids)
Molecular function (GO): protein binding
Source: RefSeq, a predicted model, not a curated record